AUGACCAGGGGAUCGGCCGAGAAGGAGCUCAAGGAGAAGUAUGGAGCUGAAAAGAUCCGCGACGUGGAUGUCAUCUCGCACGCCAUCUACCCGGACGUGUUUACAGGCUUCCAGAAGUUCAAGGACGACUUCGGCUCGAUGCACUUCCUGGACACUCGUACGUUCCUCACGGGUCUCGAGGUGGACACGGAGGUUGAGGUCGAGAUGGAGCACGGGAAGACGGUCUUCAUCAAGCUCAUUGCUGUUGGUGGAGUGAGCAAGAAGGACGGGAUGCGCGACGUGAUCUUCGAGCUUAAUGGACGUCAACGUGUGAUUAAGGUCAAGGACGAGGCGGCUGGUGUGUCCACGACAGCUAAGCCGAAGGCUACGGGACUGGCUGGCUCUGUGGGCGCCCCGAUGCCUGGUGUCGUGCUCGAUGUGCGUGUGAAGCAGGGCGAGAACGUGAAGGCCGGUGACGCCCUGCUGGUUCUGAGUGCCAUGAAGAUGGAGACUGUUGUGGCUGCCCCCGUGAGCGGCCGGGUCGUGUCGAUCCACGCCGAUGUUGGCGACAACAUGCUCGGUGGAGACCUCCUGGUGGAGAUCGACGAGACUGGCGACGACAAAGAAGAAUAAGUUUAUCUACACUGUAAGCAUUUGUGGCCUUCAACUAGGUAUGCUGGAUAAGUAAAAUGAAGCUGUUGCUUGGUAUCAAAA
Phytophthora infestans T30-4 is the source of this 693-nucleotide messenger RNA. RefSeq names its product pyruvate carboxylase, putative. Gene Ontology annotation, molecular function: ATP binding; pyruvate carboxylase activity. Gene Ontology annotation, cellular component: cytoplasm. Gene Ontology annotation, biological process: gluconeogenesis; pyruvate metabolic process. The transcript has 2 exons. The record is from RefSeq and is a predicted model, not a curated record. Bases 1 to 612 code for a protein of 203 amino acids. Lineage: Eukaryota; Oomycota; Peronosporomycetes; Peronosporales; Peronosporaceae.